This is a messenger RNA of Daucus carota subsp. sativus, 306 nucleotides long. RefSeq lists its product as uncharacterized. The coding region runs from base 1 to 306 and encodes 101 amino acids. Lineage: Eukaryota; Viridiplantae; Streptophyta; Magnoliopsida; Apiales; Apiaceae. The transcript has a single exon. The record is from RefSeq and is a predicted model, not a curated record.
AUGGGUAUCCCAUUUGGUGAUGAUCGCUGGGAAUAUUAUGCAGAUGAAAUCGAUAAAGAAUGCACCGCAUUACAGGCUAAACUUGAGGCACGUGAGGAAGCUGAAUUUUGGGAGGAGUGGGGAGAUGUGCCCAAUAUAUGUUAUAAUUGGCGUCAAGUAGAAAUGCCUGCCCCGGUGGCUGCUGAUAAUGAUGAAGCUGAAGAUGAAGAUGGUGAUGAUGAUGAUGGUGGACAUGAUGAUGAUGAUGAUGGUGGUGGUGGUGGAGAUGAUGAUGAUGAGUGGUAUGUCGAUAUCAUUCAGGAUUGA